AUGUUCCUGAACACCUGGUACAUCAGUACCAUCAGCUGCAUGUUCCUGGUACACCUGGUACAUCAGUACCAUCAGCUCAUGUUCCUGGUACAUCAGUACCAUCAGCUCAUGUUCCUGAACACCUGGUACAUCAGUACCAUCAGCUCAUGUUCCUGGUACAUCAGUACCAUCAGCUCAUGUUCCUGGUACAUCAGUACCAUCAGCUGCAUGUUCCUGAACACCUGUACCAUCAGCUGCAUGUUCCUGGUACACCUGGUACAUCAGUACCAUCAGCUCAUGUUCCUGGUACAUCAGUACCAUCAGCUCAUGUUCCUGAACACCUGGAGGGAGGGACUUCCUCCCCCUAAGAGGGAGGGACUGCCUCCCCCCAGGAGGGAGGGACUUCCUCCCCCUAAGAGGGAGGGACUGCCUCCCCCCAAGAGGGAGGGACUUCCUAACCCCAAGAGGGAGGGACUGCCUCCCCCUAGGAGGGAGGGACUGCCUCCCCCCAGGAGAGAGGGAUUUCCUCCCCCCAGGAGGGAGGGACUUCCUAACCCCAAGAGGGAGGGACUUCCUAACCCCAGGAGGGAGGGACUGCCUCCCCCCAAGAGGGAGGGACUUCCUCCCCCAAAGAGGGAGGGACUGCCUCCCCCCAAGAGGGAGGGACUUCCUCCCCCAAAGAGGGAGGGACUUCCUCCCCCCUGA
Knipowitschia caucasica is the source of this 684-nucleotide messenger RNA. The record is from the annotation of a GenBank genome assembly. Lineage: Eukaryota; Metazoa; Chordata; Actinopteri; Gobiiformes; Gobiidae.